This is a messenger RNA of Oryzias latipes (Japanese medaka), 4380 nucleotides long. RefSeq names its product troponin I, fast skeletal muscle. The record is from RefSeq and is a predicted model, not a curated record. Gene Ontology annotation, cellular component: troponin complex. Gene Ontology annotation, biological process: cardiac muscle contraction; skeletal muscle contraction. Lineage: Eukaryota; Metazoa; Chordata; Actinopteri; Beloniformes; Adrianichthyidae.
AAAAAGAGAGAGGUAGAGAAAGUGAGGGGAUACAAGUGCCGAGUUGCUAAUUUGAAUUAAUUAUGAUUUUAAGCUGUGAACCAGUUAUGCUAGGUCUGCUGGAAAGACAAAAUUUUACAUCCCAAAGUGAAAUUCUGACACCAAGAUAAGCUGAAAAUUUCUGUCCAUCGAUACACUGUGGGUUAGGAGGAGGGAUAAAGCAGACAGGGAGCAGUGUGCACGUGCAUGUACACGUGGGGGUGGAGAUACAUGCACGCUGCCAAAGUGAACCAUGUGAUCAUAAGGGGAACCAGAUCCUCCCCAGCCCGACCAGCCAGACCAGGAGAGAGGGGGAGACCCCCCGGACCCAUGCAGCCCGUGCGGGGAGGGACCGCCCACCCAGCCAGGUGCAGAGGAGGCUGCCCGACAGGGGCUCCUCCGGCACCGGGGAGCAUAAGCGACCAAGGGCUUCGCCGUACUGGGCGGCAGCCAUUAGGGUCACUGGGCGCCUGCCACCAGGCACCGGACACCGGGCGCUGGACAUCUAGCGCGGGCCAAUGAUGAAGCCAGGACCUAGAGGGCCCAGGAGCCGUCCACCACCCAGCCGGAGCUUGGUCACCGCAGGCCAGCCGACCCAAGUAGCCCAAAGAUCACGACGCAACCACAGCUCCACCCCUAGUUCCCCCCACACUACACUACCCUCUACAACCCCCCUCACCCAACACCUUCCUCAACCCCUCCUCCCUUUGCCCCCUCCCCCUCUCCCAAUGUCCUCCCCACUCUGCAAAAGGAAGGGUGAGCCCCUCCCAUGCACACCUACACAAACACAUUCUUCUGGCUGCCCCCCACUCCCCUUCGCCACACAGUAACACCCGCUGGCCGGCCGACCCCCCAGCACCGUGCACCCGGCCACUCGCCAGGCUGCCCUGAGAGGCCCAGGACCACGACCAGACGGAUGAAGACCGGCCGCCCCUCCCCGAUCCCACCUAUGUACUGUGGUGUGGGGGGGCAGUGUGUUAAAUGGGAGGUCUCCAGUAUUUACAGGUGUUCAAUUGGGUUCAGAUCAGGAGACAUACUUGAACUUUUAGUCACCUUCAUUCUGCUCUUCAGAAAUGUAGCAGCAGCUUUAGAAGUGUGUAUUGGAUCAUUGCCUUGUAGGAAAAGUACUCGACAACCAAGUGCAUAGAGUGAUGGCAGCAUCUUCUCCUUCAAUAGAGCCGUACAUUGUUGAGUUCAUACCAUCAAUGAAAUGCACCCCCCCCCCCCCCACACACACACACCAGCUGCUCUCAUGCAGCCCACAUCAGAACUCUACCAUGCAUUUGUCCUCACCUUGACAACGCCGUACAGUUUUAAAAGCAUUGGUUCCAAAAACUGUGAUAUUUGUCUCAUCAGUCCAGAAUAUUGAGUAGUCCCAGUGGAUCUCUUUUUCUGUAGUAUUUUGCCUGAUAUGUAAAGCUUUGCUGAUCUUCUUGUAACCCUCACCUUUUUUUGAAAAAAGAAAUGAUGUCCAUUCUCAGAUUUUGUGACCUUUCUUUUCUGUGGGGCGCCAUUGCUGACUAGUCCCUAUGUGCUGGACACCUCCUAAAUGAAUCAUUAGACUCACCUGUGGUUGAAUGUUAAUUACAAUUUUGUAGUAUUAAGUUUGGCUUUUCUACUAAGACCAUGACUGGGGUGUACUAAUUUUUGCAACAUUGGCCUAAAUUAUUAUGUUAGAAAAUCACUUUUUUGUCUGUUCAAAUGAACAGAUCUUGGUUACAUUAAAUGACCGACCUUGUAGAUGUAUUUUGUCGUCUAGUAUUUCUGAAUGUUGAUUCUGAAACAAGAUUGAAGGUUUUCUGACAAAUGUAGUGGGGUGCACUCAUUUAUGAUGAGCACUGUACCAUAUAUAGCUUUUAGUGGUCUCUUUAAUGGAUUAACGUUAUGAAAAAUAUUUUUCUUUGAGGGAAAGAUAAAAAAAAAACUUGCUAAACUCCUAAAAGCUGUUUUAGUGACUUUCCUAAUGUAUACUCAAAUCAAACAAGUCUGAUGUAGAAAAAUUGAAAUCUUGUAUCCUUUCAGUCCAUGCUUUUAGCUAACAUGAAUCUGCACUUUGUAAAUAGGCAGAAGAGUAAAAAAUAAUGAAGAGCUAUUGUCACAGACGUGACUGCAAAGGCCUGCAGAAGACGGACCCAGAUUAUGUUUAAAAUUUUAGUAGAAUGAUUGUGUUACCACUCAGAGCAAGUGGCUGAAACCUUCCUUCUUUGUCAAAUCAGGAAAAGCCUUUGAUGCAUCACUUGUCAGGAGAACUGGCUCCAAGUUGGGACCAGCCCUUGCUGACAUCUCAUGAUCCUCCCCUAUGAAGAGAAAGGACAGAGCCUGGUUUGGCCCUGGAGGCCUUCUGACAACUGUCAAAAAUGUGUAAGAAAACACAAAAGAAAAAAUUGUCUUUUCUAAGUGCCAGCGGAAUAAAUUAAACAUAAAACUGUUAGGAGCACAUUUUCCUAAGUAAAACACCAUUAGUUAUGCUGUACUUCAAGCAGGAUAACAGUAGCCAAGCUGAAGCCUCUGCUAAAGGAUCAGCUAAAGGAUCAGCUGAAGGUCCUGCUGAAGUAUCAGCUGAAAAUCCUGUUGACGGAUCAGCCGAGGGCUCUGCCAAAGGAUCAGCUGAAGGAUCAGCUGAAGGCCCUGUUGAAGGAUCAGCUGAAGGCCCUGUUGAAGGAUCAGCUGAAGGCCCUGUUGAAGGAUCAGCUGAAGGCCCUGUUGAAGGAUCAGCUGAAGGCCCUGUUGAAGGAUCAGCUGAAGGCCCUGUUGAAGGAUCAGCUGAAGGCCCUGUUGAAGGAUCAGCUGAAGGCCCUGUUGAAGGAUCAGCUGAAGGCCCUGUUGACGGAUCAGCUGAAGGCCCUGCUGAAGGAUCAGCUGAAGGCCCUGCUGAAGGAUCAGCUGAAGGCCCUGCUGAAGGAUCAGCCGAGGGCUCUGCUAAAUGAUCAGUUGAAGGCUAUGCUUGCCCUCUCCCUGUUUCCCCUCCACAGGUGUUCAGAAUAAGGCAGGGCAUUCUGACACACCUGCAACUCAUCACCCCAACAGCAGUGAGGACCAGCUUUUCUCUGCCAGUCCGUCUGUUCACCUCAAGUGCUAUGGAGCCCACAUUGGAGUUUGCUUCCCUGGCCGUCUACUCAUAUCCUAAAAGGAUCAUUUUGUUGCCCUUUUUUAGUCUGCUCUGACCUGGAACUGUUCAGCCUGUUCUGACCUCGCUCCACCUGGACUCCUUUUGGCCUCUGACCUGCCGGGGGGAUCAGCUGAAGACCAUGCUGGGCGAGAGCCAACCUAAAGCACACCAAGAAGAAGACCAAAGAGAUGGAGAGAAGUGAAGCUACUCAUGCUUCUUAUGCUACAGAUGCUCAUUGAGUCAUACUGUGGAUUCACUUAGCUCCAUAAUCUUCAUAAACAAAGCACUCUUUCUUCUGCAAACAGAUCUUCCCUCCCUCUGGUCCUUGUCCUCAUCUUUGUCACGUUUGUUGAGCAAGAGUCGAUCCUGAAGCUCACUACUUCUUGUAAGGGAACAGCUGAAACCUGCUUCUGAGCUCCUCUGUGCAGCAGGGUGUGACGAUCAAGACCAGCCAAAAUGUCUGAGGGAAAGAAAAUGACCUCCAGCCGCAGGCAUCAUCUGAAGAGCUUGAUGCUGCAGAUCGCUGCAGGCUGGCUGGAGCAGGAGAAGAAGGAUGCUAUUGUAGCAAAGGAGGCCUACAUAGCUGAGAACUGCCCUGCACCCGACCUCAGCGGAGACACGGCUGCCCUCAUGGAGAUCUGCAAGAAGCUCCACCACGCCAUUGACAAGAUCGAUGAGGAAAGGUACGACACAGCAGCCAAGGUGGAGAAGGUGGAUAAAGAGAUCCAGGAUCUGAAGCUGAAGGUGAUCGAGCUGGCCGGAGUGAAGAAGCCCGCCCUGAAGAAGGUGCGCAUGUCAGCUGACGCCAUGCUGAAGGCCCUGCUGGGCUCCAAACACACGGUCAACAUGGAUCUGAGAGCCAACCUCAAGCAGGUCAAGAAGGAGACCAAAGAGGAGUCCACAGAGGCAGUCGGCGACUGGCGCAAGAACAUUGAAGACAAGGCUGACAGAAAGAAGAUGUUCGAGUCCUCCUAAACCCUGAGUGAAGUACUGAGGACAAAGGCAGGAGAAAUGUUUCUACCUGAGGUCUGAGUGACUGAAAGCCUGUGUCUGUCUCACAGACAAAUGGGUCAGGAGUCGCAGUGCCACUCUCUGAUUUUGGCUGUUUUCGUGACGCAGUCACCCGAGAGACAUUGAACCCAAAAACAGAAGCAUCAUGUUGCAUGCUGCAAAAACCUGUGCUAAAGAAGCAUCACGCUAUGUACAUUUCAACAUGCAAACAAUAGAAAUAAAACAAUUGAUUUGGGGAUGAA